AUGCCCACUUGCCCAGCUAGCUUGCUCCGUAACGUGGAUAGCUGCUGUUUGCUAUUAGCUACUUCACUUUGUACUGUAAAACUCAUCUGAACUUCAGCUGUGAGUCAUUAUGUCGUUCUGCUUCAAUUUUGACGUAGAUGCACCAACAAACACGCAGGACAUGCUGGGAAAUGCAUCGUUAAAUGACAAGAUUGACCGUGUCGUGAAAAGGGUGAAUGACAGUGGCAACCCAGAAGAAACCGUAAAAGAGGCCAAAGAACACUUUCCACCCUCUGAUCCUCAGCACCUACUCGAUGACGCCAUUUCUGAAACCCUCACCAUCGGCAGUCUUCCUCCCCUACACUUCUUGAACGAGACUGUUUUUGAGAAGACGAUCUAUGAGAGGGAGGACACGGAGAACGUUCUGUCCCGCACGGCCGAGCAGAGAUCUGACCUCAUCUCGGGAGUGUAUGAGGGGGGACUGAAGGUGUGGGAGUGCACGUAUGACCUCCUAGAAGUAAUCGAGAGGGAAGGCGAGACAUUCGGCGGCAAAGGCAUUUUGGACCUCGGCUGUGGUGCCGGGCUUUUGGGGAUUUUGUCCUUGAAGAGAGGUGCCAAUAAGGUUCACUUUCAGGAUUACAACAGUACAGUCAUUGAGCAGCUCACCAUGUCUAAUGUCAUUAUCAAUUGCCAAGAUGAUGACGGCGAGGAUGAUGAGCAAGGUAAAGGAAAAGGUAUAAGAAAAACCGACAAAGAAAACGACAAGUGUAAGACAAAAGCAAAACAUGACAGAAAAGAUCUGUUGCCAAGGUGCCGGUUCUUUUCUGGUGACUGGCGCACCUUUCUUACUUUGGUCUCAAGUCAAGACCCACCACUAAAAUAUGACAUUAUCAUGACUUCAGAGACAAUCUACAACACUGCUUAUUACCUUGCACUACACAACACCUUCCAUAAACUGUUGGCACCGCAGGGACGUGUCUACUUAGCAACCAAGUCCCACUAUUUUGGCGUGGGUGGUGGCCUGCACCUGUUUGAGACUUUUGUGGCAGAACAGGGAGUUUUCAAAGUGAAUCACUUGUGGGAUAGUGAAAACGGACUUCAGAGACACGUUGUCACUCUGCAUUUUAAAAAAGAAUUGCAAUAAUUCACCGGUACAAAGCAAAAAAGUGUAUUAAUUUGUAAAGUGUUUGACUCAAAUAUCGUUAAUGUAGACUGUACUCCAGUGGUCCCCAACCUUUUUUGCAUAAUGAACCACUAUGAUGUGGGCCUUUUUUCACGGACUGGCAAUGUUUGGCAGAAAAAUACAUUAAAUAAACACGACGGGACUAAAAACGAACGUAAAGUAUUACGAGUGGGAACCUCUUGGUACCUCUAGAUACGAUAUGAUUUACAAUACAGAGCUCUCGAUAACAAUGAUCUGACGAUAUGGCGAUACAACGAUUAUCGAUACAUUGGUCAGGAAAUCAUUCUAGGAUAUUCUGCAAACAACUAAUUAACAGAAAAAAAAGCUUCAAGUGUGAAUUGGAAUUUAUCACUAGUAGAAGUCCAAUCUGUUUGAAGUGGGAGGGUGGCAGCGAAUGAACAUUCGCUGCCAUCCGACCCACUUCAAUCAAAUUUGACGUCUAUGGCUGUUGGUGGCAGUCAAUGCCAGGCAAUUAGGUAAUUUUGGGCCAUUUAAGGUCCCACUGGAACAGCACCAAACAAAAGUUCCAGCAUCAUCACCUUGUCCAAUGCAGAUUCUUGACUCUUGACACCUUGUCCAAUGCAGAUUCUUGACUCUUGACAAGGUGAUGAUACUUUGUUUGGUCCCGUUCCAGUGAGAUUUACAAAGACAACUGCCUGAAGAAGACAUCAAAAUUCCCUCAGUCCUUGAUGAUAUGGGGUUACAUGUCAGGCAAAGGCACUGGGGAGAUGGCUGUGGUUGAAUCUUCAGUAAAUGCACAAGUUUACAUUGAAAUUUUAGACAGCUUUCUUAUCCCUUCAGUUGAAAAUGUUUGUAAUUUUCCAAGAUGACAACGCAUCAUGCCACAGACCUAAAACUGUUAAAGCAUCCCUUGGAGAAAGACUCAUCCAGUCAAUGCCAUGGCCUGCAAAUAGCCCUUGACAUCUUUUUAAAACGAUAUCUCGAUUCUUGGCAGGAGCGUAUCGAUAACCUUUUGGGAUACAAAGUAUCACGAUAUGUCAAGAUUUCGAUAUUUUGUCACACCCCUAUUAAGUACAGGGAAAAUGUAACUCACCAGAUGCUGAAUCAACCUAUAUUUUAACUGUGGCCUCUCCUAAAACUUAGCGGCAAAUAUCCUUGGUCAUAAUAAGUUCUUCUCUAAUCGUGAAAAGUUUCUUGGCUUUAGCAUUACGGUUCCCCACGAGGUUUAAUGCUCUCAGUGCUUUCGCUUUUGUUGAUGUGGUGGCCUGAGAUCAGGGGAUACCCACCCCACCGGCAGGGGACAAAAAGCACCACUCCAGGCCCUACGGCCCCCAGCAGGCCCCCGCCGACGAGCCCGUUGACAGAAGGGCCGCGGCAGCCGCCUUUGGACAACUCUUUGGUCUUAGCCAUAUUAGAAGUUUGAGUCUGAUAUUAUGGGGUGGACAGGUGUCUUGGUGCUGCUAUCGACCUCAAACAAGCGCAUCUGAUUCAGGAUAAUACAUGGAGUGGAGGUGGACUGGACUAACAGGUCUUUCAGGGUCAGAAUUGUAGCUGAUUGACAGGUGUUUGAAU
Messenger RNA from Corythoichthys intestinalis (scribbled pipefish), 2695 nucleotides. It is a transcript of the gene mettl18, whose product is annotated as methyltransferase 18, RPL3 N3-histidine. Gene Ontology annotation, biological process: peptidyl-histidine methylation, to form tele-methylhistidine. The coding region runs from base 110 to 1123 and encodes 337 amino acids. Lineage: Eukaryota; Metazoa; Chordata; Actinopteri; Syngnathiformes; Syngnathidae. Gene Ontology annotation, molecular function: protein-L-histidine N-tele-methyltransferase activity. The record is from RefSeq and is a predicted model, not a curated record. The transcript has 2 exons.